GGUAGUUUCAAAAUGGCGAUCCCCAGCGCAGUCCUGGCUGCUGGUUGGAUUCCUUUUGUUGUUGUGAUCGUUCUGACAUUUUUGUUUUCAGUCGCCUAUGUACGCUAUUAUAUGAGUAAAUAUGAUAGUGAAGUUUCUUCAACAAUUGCUGCAAUACUAGCUCUGACUGUGACAUUGCUUACGUCAGCUCUUGUGCCUGUGGACAUCUUUUUGGUGUCGUACAUGAAAACAUCAGAUGGAGGAUUUAAAGAAUGGGCAAACAACUCUGCCACACGGACAUCACUGGAGGAGUCAGUUUUGUAUGGCUACUUUACUCUCUAUGCAAUCAUUACGUUUUGUUUGUUUUUGCUGUUGCCAUUCAUGUACUUCUUCUAUGAAGAGAAAGAUGAAAACUCCACUUGUAAGAGUAGAUGUUGCUCAUCCCUCAAGUAUAUGAUUGUAUUUGUUAUCAUCGUAGCUGCACUGCUGUUAAUUGGAGCCUUUGUUCCCACUCGUGUAGUCCCCAAUGCCAAUCAAACAGAGUGGAAGAACAUUGAAUUGCUCUUUAAAGAUCUUGCAAGCAAUGGUGGUGAGGAUUCUCUGUCAUUUGUCAUCAGCUGUCUGAGUCUGCUGGGCAUGUUGGCUCUUGUCACAUACACAGCAUAUGGGAUGUCUGCCCUGCCUAUAGGCUUAAUAAAGGGUCAUAAAGGGGCCAAGGAGGAAAUGUUGGUGGUGCAGAGUAAAAGAGAAGAGAAUGAAAGCAGAAGACAAGCAUUGAAAGAAAAGUAUUCACGUCGAAAGCGACUGUCUGGACGUAAUGAGCAGCAGUUUUCCGACAUCGAUGAAAACAAUCACCUGAUGGAGCGACAAGAGCGCCUCCUGCAGAAGAAGGAGAGGAGCUGUCUACAGAAGUGUCUGCUGGUGUUACGGCCCUUCGAGAUGCUGUUUGGCUUCCUCUUUCUUCUCAUUGCCCUGCUCAUCUUUAUCUCCUUACUGCUCACCAAUAUUGACAAGGCCAUGCACAGUUUGGGGUACAAGCUUGGUUACGCACUUCCGCGACGUCAUCUUCCCAAUCCUAUCGACAUUGUGUUGGUUCUUUGUCAGCAGGUUUUCCCACUGGACUACAUCUUGAUGGUUGGAGUGAUUGCCUACUUUAUCUUCUGCUCCAUGUCUGGUAUCAGAAAUAUUGGCGUUUGGUUCCUUUGGAUUCGGAUGUACAAGAUUCGGCCUCGUCACACCCGGCCCCAAGGUCUGCUCAUGUUGUGUAUGAUCAUGAUGUUCAUUGUGCUGGCUAUCAACAUCGUUGUCUAUGAACUCACCCCGCAGUACUCGAGCUUUGGCAGUCAGGUCUAUAUUGCAAAUUACACAGACCCUACAAGUAACACGACUUCCCACAAGACUGAGCCAUGUUCAACUGAAGUUAAAGACAGCUGUGUGAUUACUCGGAUGGCGCUACUGCUGACAAGGUUUUUCUACAAGAUGUGGUUCUUUGGAGCAGCCUAUUACUGGCUAACUUGGGUUUUUCUCGGGAUAUAUCUGUUUGGAUUCGUUGUGGCCGUGGUAAAGCGAAAGAGGUCUGCGAUUGAUGGGGAGGUGGAUGAAGACGACUUUGAUGAAAGUGAUGAAGACUUGAUUCGAGCCUAGACAGGCCAAGGCUCAAUUUCUCAUUGAUGGUUAAACCAUGGUGAUUUGAACCGCAAUUCAAAUGAAAACUGACCACGUAGAUGUUUAUCACUUAAAACAAAUAUUAACUAGAAAAAAAACAUUGAGGACAAGCAUAAUUGAGUUAUAAGAAGGUAUACACAUUAUUUAUGUUCAAACUUGCAUGAACUAAAAUAUCUAAGUGGUUGAUUGUUUAUUUAAAUUGGGACUGAUGGUUGAAUCUUUAACGAGAAAUCAAACUGGAAAAAAUGCGAAUUUAUGUGCAUGUUUUAUGAACUUUAAGCUAAACUAACAGAUUUGUUUAAUGAAUUACUGUGGUUAUGUUUUAGUUUCUACUUUUUCUACCUGUUCCUUAGAUCUCCUGAAUUGAAAUAGGGCUUUUGAUCAGUCUCCCUUAAUAAACCUAUUUCCCUGUUACCAGGUUCACCAUGAUUAUUGAUACAUAAAAGACGAUGCUAAAUGUUUUGUCAGUGGAAAAAUGACUAUAAAAUACUUUUUGUAGGAGUAGCAUAUAUGCUGGCUGCAUGUUUUCUUUAAAACGUAAAUCAAAGUGUUGCAAUUGGACACCUAAUUGCUGAUCAGUGUUUCUGUCAGAGAUAAAUUUUUGGGUAUGGCACUAUGGAAUUGAAUGGUGGGGGUGGGGGGGGCAGAAAGAAAAUGAGUUCGAGUUAUGGUUAGGGUUAAGAAAAUCAUACAGUAAUGAUAAGAGUAAUUAUUUUUGUCAAAAGGUUAACUCAAAAAAAAAAAUCGGCAAACAAUUUUGGGUAUGGCACCAUACCUGUUUUACCCUUUGGCAGAAACCCUGCAGAUUGCUGACUGAAACAUAUAUUGGCUUGCCAUUCCAUUACUCAGGUUUGUUCUGACUGUUUCGAAGUUUAAUGAGUCUUUGUCACCAAAUCACUUCUUGAUCUUGGUAACCUUGGUUUUGACUAUCAUUCCUUGUGACCUUGUUGGCAUUGUUCAGUGGGUGACAUCCAACAGCCAAUGAUUAAUAAAUCAAUGUGCUCUAGUGGUGUUGAACAAAACAAACAUUUUUUUGUUUUUGUUCAGUGGAGUAUGGUAGUUGGCCAAUUUAGAAGGACAAUAUGGCCAAGAACUGAAGCAAAAAUUAGUUUAAAAUGUAUUUUAUUCCUGUAAAAGCUUCUCGCUCUAUAACCUAUGUUACAAAGGCUGGUAUGUACUAUCCUGUCUGUGAGAUAGUGCAUAUAAAAGAUCCCUUGCUGCUAAUCAAAAUGAGUAGCUCAUAGAGUGACAGCAGCAGGUUUCUUCUCUAUUAAUGAUCUGUGUGAUCUUUAACUAUGUGUCUUCUUUUUGUUUUCUUUGUCAGCACCUUAGUAUGUAGUUGAUCUCUAACAGUGGUGACUUUACAUACAAAAUUAAAGUCAAUUUAAUAUCUCCUGAUUCACAUGAUCCUGUCUGAAGCUAUUGUUUAUUUAUAGAAUGCAAUAAUGUCUAUAUAUUGAAUAGUGCUAUAUAAUCAUGAUAAUAAUUUGGGGCAGGACAUAGCUGAGUAGUAAAAGGCUCACUUGAUGCGCCGUUGGUCUAGGAUCGAUCCCCAUUGAUAUAUUUCUCGUUCCAGCAAGUGUACCACGACUGACAUUUCAAAGACCAUUGUUAUGUCCUAUCCUGUCUGGGAUGUUGCACAUAAAUGAUCCCAUG
This is a messenger RNA of Gigantopelta aegis, 3300 nucleotides long. Its product is annotated as probable lysosomal cobalamin transporter. The transcript has 15 exons. Gene Ontology annotation, biological process: protein localization to vacuole. The coding region runs from base 13 to 1623 and encodes 536 amino acids. Lineage: Eukaryota; Metazoa; Mollusca; Gastropoda; Neomphalida; Peltospiridae. Gene Ontology annotation, cellular component: vacuolar membrane. The record is from RefSeq and is a predicted model, not a curated record.